Molecule: messenger RNA, 1191 nt
Organism: Funneliformis caledonium
Lineage: Eukaryota; Fungi; Glomeromycota; Glomeromycetes; Glomerales; Glomeraceae
Source: the annotation of a GenBank genome assembly
AUGACCACUCAAGUAAAGAAAAUCUGCUGCCUUGGAGCCGGUUAUGUUGGUGGACCAACUUGUGCCGUGAUAGCGUAUAAAUGUCAUGAUAUAGACGUCACCAUCGUUGAUUUAAAUGAAGCUCGUAUCGCCGCCUGGAAUUCUGACCACCUCCCCAUCUACGAACCAGGACUUGAUAAAAUCGUCUUUGAACGUCGUGGAAAAAAUUUGUUCUUCACUACCCAAGUUGAACAAGCUGUCAUAGAGGCAGACUUAAUUUUUGUGUCAGUGAAUACGCCAACAAAGAAAUCCGGUCUAGGCGCUGGUUUUGCCGCUGACUUGGCUUAUGUUGAGUCUGCUACCCGACAGAUUGCCAAUGUCGCGAAAAGUUCAAAGAUCGUUGUUGAAAAAUCCACUGUACCUUGCCGUACCGCGGAAAGUAUGCGUACAAUCUUGGAAGCAAAUAGCAAUGAAAAUAUUCGGUUUGAUAUUUUAUCAAAUCCCGAAUUUCUUGCCGAAGGAACCGCUAUUACUGAUUUAUUGAGCCCCGAUCGAGUAUUGAUCGGUGGUUUACAAACUCCAGAAGGUAUAAGAGCCCAGCAAGCUUUAGUUGAAGUUUACGCUCAUUGGGUUCCUACAGAUCGUAUUAUUACCACAAACUUAUGGUCAUCCGAACUUUCAAAAUUGGCGGCCAAUGCAUUAUUAGCUCAACGUAUCUCAUCGAUCAAUGCCUUGUCAGCAAUUUGUGAAGCAACAGGCGCUGAUAUCGAUGAAGUGGCCUAUGCGUGCGGAAGGGAUACACGUAUUGGACCAAAAUUUUUGAAGGCUUCGGUUGGGUUCGGUGGCAGUUGCUUUCAAAAAGAUAUUUUGAAUUUGGUCUAUUUAUCAGAGCAACUUAAUUUACCUGAAGUGGCAGCAUAUUGGAAACAAGUUGUUGAUUUAAAUGAUUAUCAAAAGAAACGUUUCGUUUCUCAUAUUAUCAAAACACUCUUUAACACUAUUACCAAUAAGAAAAUCGCUGUACUUGGAUUUGCCUUUAAGAAAGAUACCGGCGAUACUCGUGAAUCUGCUGCCAUAACCUUAUGCAAAGAUUUUAUUCAGGAAAAUGCUAAAGUUCGUAUUUACGAUCCAAAAGUUUCCACUGAGCAAAUCUUCUUUGAUUUAAGUGCACCCGGUGUAGAUGACCAUGAAAUUUGUAAGUGUGGUAGAUGA